CUCUUCCUCUCCACCGACGCCCAGGAGGUGGCCACAUUCACGGUGCAGUACCGGGUGUUUGAAGAAGUGCCGCCGGGAACGGUGAUAGGGACGCUGGCCGAGCACUUCGAGGGGGGUGAGAGCGGCGAAACAGCGGAUACCUUCCAGCUGAUGGAGACCCCCAGGAGGUUCCCGCUGCAUGUGGGGAGCGGGGAUGGGGCGCUCAGCACGGCCGGGCGGGUGGACAGGGAGCAGCUGUGCCGGCACAGCGAUCCCUGCUGGGUCUCGUUCGAUGUGCUGGCUGUCCGAAACCUGGCUCUGAUUCACGUGGAGGUUCAAGUGCUGGACAUCAAUGACAACGUGCCGCGGUUCCCCACGCCCGAGCUGGAGCUGGAGAUGUCGGAGAGCGCAUCCCUGCAGACACGGAUCCCGCUGGACCGAGCCCUGGAUGCUGACGCCGGCCCCAAUGCCCGCUGCUCCUACGCCCUCUCCCCCAGCGAGCACUUUGCUCUGGAGGUCAUCUCCAGCUCUGAUGGGACAAGGCAUGCAGAGCUUGUUGUGGUUAAAGAAGUGGACCGGGAGCUGCAUUCCUCCUUUGACCUCGUGCUGACGGCCACUGAUCACGGGGAGCCGCCAAAAUCAGGUACUGCGUUAAUUAAAGUCAUCGUCCUUGACUCCAAUGACAACAGCCCCAUCUUUGCAGAGAGCUCUUUGUCGGUAGAGGUUCGGGAGGAUGCUCUGCCUGGGACCCUCCUUGUGACGGUCACGGCCACUGACCCCGACCAGGGCCCCAAUGGGGAGAUCGAGUACAGCCUGAGCAAGCACGCGCCCCCGGAGGUGCUGAGCGCUUUUGGCAUCGAUGCCCGCACAGGCAGCGUCAUCCUGAAGCACCCACUGGACUACGAGGAAACCCAUGCCUAUGAGCUGGACGUGCAAGCCCGGGACCUGGGCGCCAACCCCAUCCCAGCGCACUGCAAGAUCCUGGUCAAAGUCCUGGAUGUCAACGACAACGCUCCCGAUGUCCAUGUCACCUGGGCUGCGCGGGUGCCCGUGCUCUCCGAAGCCCUCCCCAAAGACAGCUUUGUGGCUCUGGUGACGGCCAGUGACCCUGAUUCAGGAAGCAACGGGCAAGUGCACUGCUCCCUCAGUCAAGGGUACGAGCACUUCAGGCUAAAGAGGACCAACAGCCACAGCUACGUGCUGAUGACCAACGCCACGCUGGACAGGGAGCUGCGUGCCGAGUACAACCUGACGUUGGUGGUGCGGGACCAGGGUGACCUGUCCUUGGCUGUGAUGAAGCAUCUCACUAUCUGCAUCAGUGACAUCAACGACAACGCCCCCUCCUUUGAGAAGGUCACCUAUGAGGUUGCUGUUGCUGAGAACAGUGAAGCACCUGCCUUCUUGCUCACUGUCCGUGCCACCGACCCUGACCUGGGUUUCAAUGGGGAAAUCACCUACAGCAUCCCGGACUCCUCUGCUUCGGGUCUGGUCACAAUUGACCCCACCACUGGGGAUAUUUUUGCCCUCCAAGCUUUUGAUUACGAGCAGGUGAGGAGUCUGGAGUUCCUGGUGACCGCAGAGGAUGGUGGUCACCCCAAGUUGGCAUCCAACGUCUCCAUCAGGCUGGUUGUGCUCGACCAGAAUGACAACACACCUGUCAUCACCAUGCCGGCGCUGGUGGGAGGUACAGCCAUGCUUUCCGUCCUGCUUAAUACAGAGACGGGGUGCUUCUGGGUGGUCCCCGGGAACAGGAGCUCCCAAGGGACUGCAGCGGAGACCAAUGCAACACUCAUGUCCUGUGCCGGCACUCCCUUCCUCUUCACCGUUGUGGCCAGGGAUGUGGACUCUGGCAUCAACGGAGCUCUCCGGUAUGACCUGGUGGGUGGGGAUGACGCCGGGCUCUUCAUCCUGGACCCUCUCUUGGGGCAGGUUUUCCUCAAUGCCAGCAACGCCAGCAGCCUUGCCGGCAGAGAGCUGGAGCUGGUGGUCCGGGUGAGCGAUGGGGGUGACAUCCCUCUGCACACCCUGGCCCGGGUCCGCUUAGUUUUCCGGCGUCAUGGGGCGUUCUCCAAAAUAUUGGCCCAGGAUCCGCCUGUUUGCGCCUUAGCCGCUCUGCUGGGUGGGUGCCUUCUCCUUUUGGCUUUAACCCUGUCUUUGCGUAAGAAGGAGAAGAAGGAUGGCAUGGCCUACAACUGCAGGGAGGCAGAGGAUGCCCGCAGGCAGCAGCAGCUCAAGAAGCCCCACAGGCAGAUCCAGAAGACGGAUAUCCACCUCGUCCCGCU
This is a messenger RNA of Phaethon lepturus (White-tailed tropicbird), 2261 nucleotides long. It is a transcript of the gene PCDH12, whose product is annotated as protocadherin 12. Gene Ontology annotation, cellular component: plasma membrane. The annotation marks the transcript as partial. Gene Ontology annotation, molecular function: calcium ion binding. NCBI's taxonomy places the organism in Eukaryota, Metazoa, Chordata, Aves, Phaethontiformes, Phaethontidae. Gene Ontology annotation, biological process: homophilic cell-cell adhesion. The record is from RefSeq and is a predicted model, not a curated record. The transcript has a single exon.